Molecule: messenger RNA, 985 nt
Organism: Penaeus vannamei (Pacific white shrimp)
Lineage: Eukaryota; Metazoa; Arthropoda; Malacostraca; Decapoda; Penaeidae
Source: RefSeq, a predicted model, not a curated record
AUGGCGCAGCGUUGCACGAGUCACUUGAAGAAUGCAAGAAACUCCACGAUAAGCGGUGUCGUGAGCAGCCACCCGGGGACCUUCUACCACUACGAGCCUCUUCACGACUUCGGCGUCAAGCAGAUCCGGGAGGAGGCGGCCCAGGCGGUGCGGAACCUGAGGCACCUUCUCGACUGCGAAUACGGCGAAAUGGAGCACUUGAUCGAACACGGCCGUUCCUUCAAGUGUGUGUUCAACCAAAACAAAGCCCUGUGGAGUCAGUGUAAGACGCUCCCCGACCUGUGCCGGAAGCCGGAGUUCCUGUCGCCCUUCUGCAGCCUCUUCCCCUUCCAGUCCCUCAAGACGGUCCGACUCAGGCUCAAUCUCACGGAGGAACUGCUGGAGGACAAGAAGUUGGGCGUGCGGCUGCUGUAUCUGGUGCGGGAUCCUCGGGGCACCUUGCACUCUCGUCGGAACAAGAACUGGUGCUCCAGGAAGGACUGCAACGAUCCAGAGACGCUUUGCAAGGAUCUCGUCAGGGACUACAUCACGGCGUCUGUCUUCAGGAGGAAGUUCCCGAACUCCUUCAGGGCUGUCCGAUACGAAGACAUUUCCUUCAACGUCUUCCACGAGACGAAGGAACUCCUGGACUUCUUCCGCCUCGACUUCCACCCCGACAUUCAGAAAUUCCUGCAGACGCACACCGCCCGCUCGAAAGGGAACGCCUACAGCACCUUCAGGGACUCGAAGGCCGCCCCCGUCCACUGGCAGAAGGAGAUGCCCUGGGAAAAGGCGCAGCGGAUCCAGGGCGUGUGCGAGAAGGCCCUGCGGCUGUGGGGGUACGAGUUGGCUGAGGGCGAGGAGCACCUUCGCUCGUUCAUGCCCGUGGGUCGCUUGGAGUUCGCUUAAGGAUGUCUCUUGUCUGCCUUCUCGUUUCUUUUUUUUUUAUCUUCUCUUCUCUUUUUUCUCUCUUCUCUUUCUUUUCUAUUCUUUCUCUUUUUUCUUU